AUGUAAUAUUAAAAUGAAUCUGAACAACUAAAUCGAAAACAGUAAUUACUGAGGAGAGAAAUAUAUGAUAAAGGAUAUGAUUGCUAAGCUUUCUAAGAUUAUAUGGAAUAACUAAAAGUUAAUGGUGGAUAGGAUGUAAACAUAUGGACUUAUCAAGAGCUUCAAGAAGCAAUAAGUUUAUUUUAAACAACAAAUCAACCAUAAAUGGAAACCAUUGAACUGGAUGAUGUAUCAUACAGAUAAUCAGAAUUUGAUGAUCAUGCAUAAUUCGAAGUGCCUUAGAAUUUAGAUGAAUAAUUGCCAUAAGUAAAACAAGAGCAAUAAUUGCAGAAUUAAAAAUAAUAAAAUUAAAUAGUAUCAAAUGGAAUGCAUGAAGAAAUUGUAGCUAAACCAUCUGUUGAUAAUGAAAGAUUUUAUUAAAAAGUCCAUUUAUGUAAAUUAUAGGAUAAAAAAAUGAUACUUACUGCUAAUGAAAUUAAUGUAUAGAUUACAAAAUUUGAGAAAAUUCAAGGAGGCUUGUUGUCAGCCUCUUAUUAUAUAUAUAUCAUAAAUACAGAACCUAUUGGUUGGAAUGUCUAAAGAAGAUAUAAUGAUUUCGUAUGGCUAAGAGAAGUGCUAAAUAAAAUGUAUCCUGGUAGAUAUAUUCCCCCAUUACCAAAAAAAACUGUAUUGAAAAAUGAUCAAGAACUUUACUUAAUAAAGAGGAUGAAAUUUUUAGAGAAAUUUCUUUAAGGUUUGUUUCAAAUUGAAUUGAUAAGACAUGAUAAAUGGUUUUAUGCAUUUUUAUCAAUAAAAGAAGAAAAAGAUUUUAAGCAGAUAUAAAAAUUAAGUACUCAAUUAUCAAGAGUAACAAAAUUGGAAUAAAUUAUUUCUUUAGACGGAUAAGUUUAAUUGUAAAUUAAUGACAAUUUAGUGACAUAUAAUCAGGAAUCUUCUUCAUUAAUAAAUUCAAUUGAUUUAAGUUAUAAAAAAUUAAGAAAGGAGUCUAAACAAUUAUUGUUAGACUUUGAUCAGCUAUCAAAUACUAUUUACAAUAUGGGUUAAACCUGCACUGAUCUAUAUUAGUUUUCAAACAAGUUCAACUAAUCAAUUUCAUAAGGAAAAAUUUCUAAAUUGGAUAUUCUUUAUAUAUCAAUGAAUAAUAUGUUAGUUUAAUGGGGGAAUAAUUUAACAGCUUAGAUAAAAAUCGUUCAAGAGGAGCUGUGUUCCUUUUUCAAAUUUCACCAUCAUUCAAUAACCUCCUUAAAAGAAUUCAUUAAAUAAAAAGAGUAAGCACAAUAGGAGUAUGAAAAAUUUAAAUCAAAAUUAGAGUUAAAGAAGCAUAAACUAUUUGCAUCAUAAGAUUUUAAUAGAUGGGAAGUACCCUCUAUAUAAAUCAAGGCCUUACAGGAUAGCAACUUGACUUAAAACAGAGAAGUUUGUUUGGCUAUAAUGCUACCUUAAGAAACUACUCUAUAGGAAGAACUUAAGAACAUUUUUGCCUUUUAUAAUUAUUAAUAAUUUUCAGAAAUUAAUAGUCAUCUUGAAAAUACAGUAACAGCAUUUUCAGAACACUUUAUAAAGUUUUGCAGUUUAUAAAAAGAAAUGCUUGCUGAACAAAAAUUAGUAUGGGACAAGAGCAUUGUUAAUUUUAAUAAUUUACACUACCCACAAUAAAUUAUAUUAAAGAAAACUUGA
Paramecium tetraurelia is the source of this 1677-nucleotide messenger RNA. RefSeq lists its product as uncharacterized. Gene Ontology annotation, molecular function: phosphatidylinositol binding. NCBI's taxonomy places the organism in Eukaryota, Ciliophora, Oligohymenophorea, Peniculida, Parameciidae. The transcript is spliced from 6 exons. The record is from RefSeq and is a predicted model, not a curated record.